Messenger RNA from Pseudomyrmex gracilis, 1603 nucleotides. RefSeq names its product tRNA:m(4)X modification enzyme TRM13 homolog. The transcript is spliced from 5 exons. NCBI's taxonomy places the organism in Eukaryota, Metazoa, Arthropoda, Insecta, Hymenoptera, Formicidae. The record is from RefSeq and is a predicted model, not a curated record. The coding region runs from base 58 to 1293 and encodes 411 amino acids. Gene Ontology annotation, biological process: tRNA methylation.
CCCUUCUUGUUGUGAGAGGCGCGUUGAAUUCUUGAAAAAUUGAGAAAAGAAAAAAACAUGACGGACAGCAACCAUUGCAAAUAUUUUGUAAAACGAAAAAAUCGCUUUUGCCACAUGACUGUGCGAGAAGGGAAUCAAUUUUGCGGCGAGCAUCUGCCAGACGAUGCUGGCUCCAGCGAUAUCCGUAAUAGAAGAGUAAAAUGUCCGUUGGAUCCGACGCACACGUGUUACGAAUCGAAGUUGAAGAAACAUCUGAAGGUAUGCAACACCAAACGAAAAUUGGACGCGCAGCCCGCAUUCGUAGUCAAAGGGGUAAAUCUGGACGAUGAGGCUAUAACGGCGCCAUCGUAUGUGCCGUUGUCGCAGCUUGACGAGGCUGUUGUCGACACGGUGAUAAAAAAGAUCCAGUCGGCCUUUGAAAAGCUUCCCGAAUUUUCUCAUGCGAUACUGCGGCACGACAUACUUAAGGACAAAUUGAACGACAAGACCUGCGGUAACAAUGUUAGAAAGCACUUGCUCCAAGAUGCAUCUCUUCUCGGGCAUUUGGAGCAAGCCGGUCUCGUGCGAGACAACACCUGUUUCAUUGAUUUCGGAGCGGGAAGAGGUCAGUUAAUGUACUGGUUGGGACAAAUAAAUAACAGUUUGAACUCCUGUAUCUUGUUGGUGGAUCGUUCCAGUCACCGGCACAAAAAGGACAACAAACUCAGGAGAGAAAAACAUAAUUUCACGAUAAAAAGGAUAUGUGCGGAUAUCGCUGAUCUGCAAUUGAAUAAAAUCACAGAAAUCCAGUCGUUCAAACACAAAGUCGGGAUAGCCAAACAUCUUUGUGGCGCUGCCACGGAUUUAGCAAUACGUUGUUUAGCGAGAUCGAUAAGCAGCGAACCGAAAGUCGACAUUCGGGGUUUAGUCCUAGCAUUUUGUUGUCAUCACAAAUGCGAUUAUUCGUCCUACGUAGGUAGGGACUACCUGCAACAAUGCGGUUUCACGACGGACGAGUUUCCUGUUUUGUGCAGCAUAAGCAGCUGGACAACAUGUGGUUUUCAUUUAAAGAACGACGCUGAGAUGCAAUCCGAUUCUACCGUUCGGCAGCACGACAAGAAUGUUAUUGACCAGUUUUCGAAAUUAGACGAGCGGGAAAUUAUCGGACGCAAAGCUAAAAUAUUGCUGAAUUGGGGUCGCUUGGUCUUCCUGCAAAGUGUUGGAUUUCAGGCCGAGCUAUUUCAUUACAUUUCCACCGAUGUUACGCUGGAAAACAUGUGCAUUGUGGCUACACGAAAACACAUUCCAUCUUAGAUCAUUUUUUUUUUUAGUUAUUAACGUCAAUUCCAAGUAUGAACAAGUUCCAAUAAAAUCGAAUACAAAAUGUUUAUAGUUUCAUAAGUGGAAAGCGCGUUUCUCAUUAAGUUAAUUGUGAUCUCUCUCGAUUUUGUUGGAAAUGACCAAUUUCAAGGAAAUAAUUGUAUUAGUCGUUAGUUGUGCAGAAUCAACCGAUCAUGUUAAUUUACAUUACAUUUGAUCGGCCGAUUAAUCGAUAGUCAAAAAACUGGAGAUAAUGAGAAUCGACCUAUAUUCUCUCAAUGCUCUCUUAUACACAAAAAUUAUA